Messenger RNA from Symbiodinium natans, 264 nucleotides. The record is from the annotation of a GenBank genome assembly. Lineage: Eukaryota; Dinophyceae; Suessiales; Symbiodiniaceae.
AUGCAGAUUCGCAUAGAUGAAGAGAUCUGCUACCACGCAAGGUCUUGGAAAACAAUGAACAGCCACAUAGGCCGUGAGUGUGGCAUCUCCAAGGCCAUGGGCAUCAACUGCGGUAACUGCCCAAGCCGACGCCUCGAGUUCCUGCAACAAAGCGACCACCGUCGGGAUUCCCAGUCCCAGCUCAAAUGCGAGGAGACCUCUGGCCGCUGUAUGGUGGAAGGUCGAGCCAUCGACAAGGUCUUCGCAUGGGACUUCAAGCCGUAG